AUGGGAGAACAAGUGGAGGGAGAAAAAAAAGGAAAGGAGGUGCAGUGGGAAUGGGAAGCUGGAGCAGAGGUGCUGUCCUUAGAGCAAAAGCUGGGUCAAAAGCAAGGUCGGGUGCUCAAAGGAAAGGCACAAGUGGAUGCAGGUGCUUUGUUUUGUGUCUUAAUGAAGUUCUUAUCAUGGAAUGUAAGGGGUUUGGGUAAAGCUGAAAAGAGAAGGAGGGUCAAAUUACUACUUAAAGAUAGGAAAAUUGAUUUUGCUUUUUUCCAAGAGACAAAGAAAACUGAGGUUACACCAGAUUUUGUAAAAUCAUUAUGGCCUGUGGAUGAAAUGGAAUUCAUGGUAGUCAACUCUGAAGGGAGAGCUGGUGGGCUUCUGUGCAUUUGGAAACCAACAGCUUUCAAGCUAUCCCAGUGUUGUAGUACAAGGCAUAGCAUUGUACUCUCAAGUACUUUUCUUCCAAAUUUUAACUGUGUCCUUGUCAAUGUUCAUGCUCCAAAUGAAGUUAAUGAGAGAAGUAGAUUCUGGAAUGUGCUGUAUGGAUUGAGAUCUAGAUUAUGUAAUCCUUGGUGUCUGGCUGGUGACUUCAAUGAGAUACGGAAUCUUAGAGAAAGAAGGUGGUGUUCUAAAAGAGAUAGAGGGAUGAAAGAGUUUAAUUUAUUUAUAGAAAAUAUGGAGCUUCUUGAUUUAUCCAUGUUGGGAAGACAGUUCACAUGGUGCAAUUCUAAUGAAGGAGAAAGAUGGAGUAGAAUUGACAGAGUACUCAUGUCAACGGAGUGGGUAGAAAGGUUGAAAUUAAAGUUAUGGGGUUUAGAGAGAAGUGUUUUAGAUCAUUGCCCCCUGUUACUGGUUGAGAAUGGCAGGGAUUGGGGUCCCAAGCCAUUCUGCUUUAUAAAUGCUUGGACUCUACAUCUGAAAUUUGGAGAAGUUGUAAAGAAGUUGUGGGAUGAUUUUGCAAUUACUGCCUGGGCAGGUUUUGUUAUUAUGAAUAAGCUGAAGGCUCUACGUUCAGUUUUGAAAAGAUAG
Camellia sinensis is the source of this 1023-nucleotide messenger RNA. NCBI's taxonomy places the organism in Eukaryota, Viridiplantae, Streptophyta, Magnoliopsida, Ericales, Theaceae. The record is from RefSeq and is a predicted model, not a curated record.